CGCCUUGCAGCUGGCGCAACUUCCUGAACCAUCUACAGGUCUGUUCAUGAAGUUGAUCAUACUAUGGCUUUAUCUUGUUUGCCUGGUUACUGCGAACACAGAAAUUGUGAACUUUGCAGCACGAUACUAUACUGAUGAUGUGAUCGCAGGUGUCGCAGAACAGUGGCUUCAACUGAACUCCAGUGUCCCCCAAAGAUCUUUCAGUAUCAAUCCAGCACCGUUGAGCUCUACGCUGGACGACGUGUGCUCCGACUCGGGCUUCGGGUCACCCUGUCCGCAUGAAUUAUGGGUGACCUUGGAUCUGGAUAGUAAAGUAUGGGACAGGUUCUCAAAAUUUACUCUGCGUUUGUCAUGGCCUGCGUCGUCACCCGCAGACUUCCUGAUAACAACACAUCCCCCAAAUGAGACGCGAGCGAUCCUCUCUAAGCACAAGAAGACACAAAUUCCCAGAGGGCGGACUUCAAGCAUCACUGCUACCCGUCGCCAGCAUGCACGAAUUCGUGCGGUAGACACAGGGUUACGUGCACCUUCUCGGCAAAAGGAAGACGUUAAGCCUAUUCCAUUCAUCCUCUUGUUGGAACCAUUAUACUUUGGUGUUCUUCCCAAAUCAGUGAUCCCCAUAGUUCUAUUUCUUGUUCCGGUCGUCCUUUGCGCCACUUUGGUGGCGGCGCCUUUCGUGAACAAAUUCAUUGCGCGAAUCGCCGCUGAAGCAAGACUGGAGUAUACGGAGGGAGCAGGAAGCGGGAAGAAAUAUGAAUAGAAACGUGGGCCAUACUUAUGGACUUCUUGUCACCCUCAGCGUUUUGUCGCGUAUCAUUUAUGUCGACUCUUGGCAACUAAUGCUAACUCAUUCAACUUCUUCCCUUUACUUGUCGGACCAUGGAGUAGUGAGUAGUGGUAUGUACUGUAUAUUAUGCCUGACCCCGGUGAACUCAAUGACCUUACAUCAGCUCUCACAGAUGUACCGGCGAUACCCUAACCCAAAUGACUGGAGGCUUUGUAGCUGGGGGAUCGUCUUUCCUCAAAUAGGCCCGUAUAAUUCUAGUUGCAAGGCCGAUACGGAGGAAGCUGUUUGCUCCUUGGAAACGGGCAGCCCGCUCAGAAUGCUAUUUUAAAAUAAACUACACGCCUUGCAGUAGGUACCUUGGGCGGAUGAACCCAUUUCGUUCUGUAUCCCCGGAUGCUAUACGCUAGAUACUGCGGUUCCGACGUUGAAUUCGAACAUUGAACGUUAAACAUGUUCUACUGUACGACAAGUCCUUUAGUACACUAUCAUUGCCGCAUCUGGACCCGUCGAGUCGAUCGGGUAUUACGCGGUGAUCGACUCCACCAGAAUGGCCUGGUGACCUCCGGAUUCUGCGCACGGACCUAAAUCCAGCGAAAUAUAUGUGCAGGACACUUGUUUCCUGUCCAUCAU
This is a messenger RNA of Somion occarium, 1417 nucleotides long. NCBI's taxonomy places the organism in Eukaryota, Fungi, Basidiomycota, Agaricomycetes, Polyporales, Cerrenaceae. The record is from the annotation of a GenBank genome assembly.